UAUAAUCAUAACGAAGAACGGUCUUAGAGUCACACAUCUAGGCCGCUCGUUCCUCCUCAUCGCAGUUCUCUGACAGAGCGAGAAGCAAGAAGACUUCUGCAGACCGAACAUGGCUAACCUCGGUAACGUCUCAGUCGCAGGACGAAACAGUACCAGGGCCUUCUUCACGACACCUGACGGCAUGGACAACCGGACAGUAAGGCCUUCAGAUUACAAACUCAGUAUCCACGACCAUAUGGACGACCUCCUCUCCUCCAGUCUGACGGCUAAGCUCCUCCAGGUUUCGUGGCUGGCGUCGUCCUUGGUGCUGAUUCUAGGCCUCAACGUGAUCUUCAUCAUCGCUGUCGCGCGCUCCCCGAGUUUGCGGAAGCCGAGGUUUCUCCUGCCUGUCAACCUCGCCGUUCUAGACAUCCUCCUGGCACUGGUCGUCAUCCCGAGCUCUAUAAACAACAGUAGUGAGAGCGCUACGGACUCUGUGUUUUUUUGCCUAACCCAGUGCAGUGUGUACUUCGGCGCGGCUGUAUGUACAGCGUCUAACCUACUCGUCAUGGCGUGGGAUCGCUACCGAGCCAUCUGUUGCCCCUACCAUUACCAGGAGGAGGACGGUAUCCGCUAGACCGGGGUUAGAGUCCUCGCUAUGUGGGUUUGGAUCCGGAGCAUCAGUCUAAGCGCAGGUUCCGCCAUUUUUACUCCCAUCGCCGGAAUAGACGUUUCUCAUAUUCAACGGAGUAACCUGUUCUGUACAUUCGUUGACAUAGGCGUCGAUGGACGGUCUCGCGUUGUUGAAGCUUUACAGAGUGUCGGCAUAGCGACGUUUGUGUUAUCGGCUGUAUUUAUUGUUUUAUCGUACUUUAAAAUUUACAGAGAGAUCCUGAGACAGAACACUGUGUUUAUUAUUUGA
Branchiostoma belcheri (Belcher's lancelet) is the source of this 901-nucleotide messenger RNA. RefSeq names its product olfactory receptor 1D2-like. Gene Ontology annotation, cellular component: membrane. NCBI's taxonomy places the organism in Eukaryota, Metazoa, Chordata, Leptocardii, Amphioxiformes, Branchiostomatidae. Gene Ontology annotation, molecular function: G protein-coupled receptor activity. Gene Ontology annotation, biological process: G protein-coupled receptor signaling pathway. The record is from RefSeq and is a predicted model, not a curated record.